UGCAAUCAAAAGGUAUAUGACUGAUUUCCUCUUUCAUUAUCUUUGCUUUUUAAACAGGAAAGUGUUGCACCUUACUUUCAGUUAUACCUCCCAGAGCAUAGCAUUAAGGUUAAGCGGGUGUUGCAUCUGGAUUUUUAAUCAUUAUAGAUAGCACUUUCAAUGCCAUUCGUACUUUUACCGAAUAAAUCAGUGGACUCCUCUGAUUACUCGAGUUGACAGUACAGGGAAUAGUUUCGACAAUCGACCACUGCUUAUAUAAGAAAUUAUUGCCAGAAUGGAAAAGUUCCGAUAUGUCUUCUGGUUGGUCGUCAUGGCAACGUGUUUAACAAUAAUUUGUGCAGACGAUAUGGAUGAGGACAAGCUCGAGAACUUUCACGACUACGGAAUGAAAAAUCCACAGGUGAAAUGCCCCAGCAAGUGCUGGUCAAACCCUCCAGCCAAGAAAACCAUUUGCGCCACCAACGGCAGAACGUAUAUCUCGUGGUGUUACUUACGCAUGAGCGCAUGCGCACUACGUCCCGUUGCUGAUUGGCAGGUGGCUUACUUGGGACCUUGUGUGCACUCAUAUGGGUCCGUCAGCUAUACAUCAUCAAGUGUUUACGAGGUGAAACAUUCUUACGAGGAGGCUAUUCCCCUUGGGCAACUAAAGAGAAAACAGCAACAACAAAGACAAAAAGCUCACUUUGGAGAGGAGGAGGAGGAAGAGGAAGAGGAAGAAGAGGAAGAGGAGGAGGACGAAGAAGAAGGAGACUAUUCUUCACCUGUUGCAAUGGGAGGAAGCGAAUCAGAGGGGGAAGAAGCAGAAUCGUCACCAUUUGUACCUGUUAGUUUUGCAGGUUAA
Molecule: messenger RNA, 841 nt
Organism: Lytechinus variegatus (green sea urchin)
Lineage: Eukaryota; Metazoa; Echinodermata; Echinoidea; Temnopleuroida; Toxopneustidae
Product: histone-lysine N-methyltransferase EHMT2-like
Exons: 5
Coding region: 275-841 (188 amino acids)
Biological process (GO): anatomical structure development
Molecular function (GO): collagen binding; calcium ion binding; extracellular matrix binding
Source: RefSeq, a predicted model, not a curated record